AUGAUGCUGCCAUUGCUGGCCGUUUCGGCCUUUGCCUCCCUCGGUGCCGCGCAGACCUACACCAGCUGCAAUCCUACCAACAGUCUGAAGACAUGGAGCCUAUCCACCGAUUUCACCCAGGGCAGCUCGGAUGGAUGGACGGCCAUCUCGGGCAAUGUCACCUACGGCAGCAACGGAGCCGAAUUCACCAUCAACAAGCGGUACGAUGCGCCGACGCUUGAGACCAACUUUUACAUCUUCUUCGGCGAGGUCGAGGUCGUCAUGAGAGCAGCCAAUGGCACCGGGAUCGUCAGCUCCAUCGUCAUGGAAUCGGAUGAUCUGGACGAAAUCGACUGGGAAUGCACUGGAACCGACACUACCCAGAUCCAAACCAACUACUUUGGCAAGGGCAACACGACCACCUACGACCGCGCAAUCUGGGAGACCGUCAGCAGCCCUCAGGACGAAUUCCACACGUACAAAGUCGUCUGGACCGCUGCGGCCAUCACCUGGUACAUUGACGGGACCGCCGUGCGCACACUCGAGUAUGCCGAUGCGGUCGAUGGGAAGAACUACCCGCAAACGCCAAUGGUCGUGAAGCUGGGCAUCUGGGCCGGAGGUGACCCGUCCAACAGCGAGGGAACGAUCGAGUGGGCCGGGGGAGAGACGGAUUACGACGAGGUCCCGUUCACGAUGUAUGUGAAAUCGGUCAACAUCAUCAACUACAACCCUGCGGCGUCGUAUAACUACACGGACAAGACCGGCUCGUAUACCAGUAUUGUGGCCUCGAAUUCGACGACCGGCAGUGGCAUCCAUAGCUCGAACUCGGUUAGUGUGUUCGCUCCGUCCUCCUCGACUUCCACCUUCACCUCUUCUCGAGCGUUGAUUGCUACGGCGAGUACUUACCCGGCCUCUGUGCAGACCUCGAGCAGUGGAGUCGUUAGCUUGUCCUCUUCGUCUGCGUCUUCUUCCUCGGCUGCUGCUUCAUCGACCUCCGGUAGUGCGUCGGCCGUAUUCACCGGUGCUGCUGUGACCAAUCUGCCCUCGUUCUUCUUUACCGUUUUCUUUGCCCUGGCUAUCGCACUUGCGUUCUAA
Molecule: messenger RNA, 1074 nt
Organism: Aspergillus fumigatus Af293
Lineage: Eukaryota; Fungi; Ascomycota; Eurotiomycetes; Eurotiales; Aspergillaceae
Source: RefSeq, a predicted model, not a curated record